UGAUCUGAAUGAACUUUCAGCUUCACUUUAGAUGAAGUCUGAGGCUGCAGAGGUGCCACUGGCGACUUUUGGACUGUCACAGUGGAUAUAGACCCACAGAUAACCUCUGGAGUGUCUGUGAAACAUAUGCAGUGAUUUUGUUUUUACUUCAUACAUAUUCAGAGACGCUCAGUCCCAUUCAAUGAUGUCUGAAGCGUGCUAACGUGCCUCCGAGACUGCUGUUUAUCUGCAGAGCUCAUCUGGCCCCUGCUCAAGAGCUCCUGCCAAGGUCCUCCUACCUGUAAAACGUGCUGAAAUCGAAGAGGAGUUUUGUGAGUGAAAAUGGCGCCGGCCGUCGGUGGUCCUGUCGGCUACACCCCACCUGAGGGUGGCUGGGGAUGGAUGGUGGUAUCUGGGGCCUUCAUCUCUAUCGGCUUCUCCUACGCCUUCCCCAAGUCCAUCACUGUCUUCUUUAAAGAGAUCGAGGCAAUCUUCGACGUGACCAGCAGCCAGGUGUCCUGGAUCUCCUCCAUCAUGUUAGCAUGCAUGUACGGCGGAGGUCCCAUCAGCAGCAUCCUGGUUAAUAAAUAUGGAAGUCGUCCUGUUAUGAUUGCAGGAGGUUGCCUGUCUGGAUCGGGACUCAUUGCUGCCUCUUUCUGCAAUUCUGUUCAAGCUCUGUACUUCUGUAUCGGUGUGGUGGGAGGUUUGGGACUGGCCUUCAACCUCAACCCUGCCCUCACUAUGAUUGGAAAGUACUUCUUCAAAAAGCGGCCCAUUGCUAAUGGAAUAGCCAUGGCUGGCAGCCCUGUCUUUCUCUCCACCAUGGCUCCUAUAAACACCUGGCUUUUUGAAAAGUUUGGCUGGAGAGGAAGUUUCCUGAUCCUGGGCGGCCUCCUCUUCAAUUGCUGUGUGGCCGGUUCCCUCAUGCGGCCUAUCGGACCCAAACCCAAACCUGUAGAGAAGACGACGGAGAGGCGGACUUGCUCUGGGAUCAUGAAUAGCUUCAUCGACCUCUCUUUGUUCAAGCACCGUGGCUUUGUGCUCUACAUUACUGGCAAUAUUGUCAUGUUUUUUGGUCUCUUUGCACCUCUAGUGUUCCUUAGUAAUUAUGCAAAGAGUAAAGACAUCCCUAAAGAGAAGGCAGCUUUCUUACUGUCCGUGUUGGCGUUUGUGGACAUGGUCGCUCGGCCCUCAAUGGGCAUUGUGGCUAACACCAAGUGGGUCCGGCCCAGAAUACAGUACUUCUUUGCUGCCUCUGUACUGUACAACGGUGUUUGUCACGUGCUAGCACCAAUAUCAGUAGACUACAAAGGCUUUGUGAUUUAUGCCAUUUUCUUUGGGUUUGCUUUUGGCUGGCUGAGCUCUGUGCUGUUUGAGACCUUGAUGGACCUGGUGGGAGCCCAGCGCUUCUCCAGUGCUGUUGGGCUGGUCACCAUCAUAGAGUGUGGUCCUGUAUUGUUAGGACCCCCUUUGCUUGGGAGGUUCAAAGACAUCUAUCAUGACUACAGGUACACGUACCAGGGCUGCGGGAUCCUCCUCAUCGUCUCUAGUUUCAUUCUGUUUGCCGGGAUGGGACUCAACUAUCGACUGCUGGACAAAGAGAAGAAAGAAGAGGAGAGGAUGGCCAGGGUGGGAGGUAGAGAACAAAGGUCCAACAGGGACAAUGCGGCCAAGGAGGUGGCAGAGGCUAGAAACACAGAAGACUCUGUGUAAUGUUCUGCACCAGGUUUUGUUACGUUUCUGUUCAAUUUAAUCUCGUCUGUGAGGCGUAUGAAAGACAGAUGAUUGAGUGAAACAGGACAGCGGAUAAACGUUCUUUUAAGCCCUCUUCUGUUUCAUAAUGAAUUGUUUUUGAAGAAAUUAUAACCUCACUUGCAAUUCAGUGUAAAAUAUUUACACACGUAUAUAUUAAAGCCCUUUAAACUAUAAUGAACAAUCCACAUAAAAUACCUCCAAUAUUCUUUUAGAGACCACUAUAUGUGUUUGCUAGACAAUUCAAGUCUGCUCAGCCUGUUAUUUCACAUAUUGUUGGUAUAUUAUGGAUUUUUUUUUUUCAAUCUCCGAUGGUAUCACUAUAUUUUCUCUAGAUAUUCUAACCUUCUUAAAUGUACCAUCAAAUAAUUAAAGGUAUUUUUCAAUAGGGAACAUUCAAAGUGCAGUGCUCAAUUUGUUUUUAAAAAGCAAACAUUCCCUAUGAAAGUGCAUAAUUGUAGUAUUUAUCUCACUUUGCUUGCCACACCAAACACAUUUAUAAAGACUUUUUUUCUGUUUACAAGGACCUGCCAGCUCUGUGCAGUUUUGGAAAGUUUGAAAACAUCCUUGGUGCCACUAUCACUAUAUAUAUAUUCACACAUGUAUUAAUGUUAAUUAUAUGUUUUUCCUUUAAGCAUGUUUUGCUUGGUCUAUGUUUGAUGACGGAUAAUGGGAAUGAUCAACAAUUCUGAGGGCAUUAAACCUCGUUGCAUAGCUUUCUGUAUUCAUUCGACUGGAAAAUGUGCCACUGACUGCAAGUUACUGUAUAUUGAACACAUGUCAGAAAAUCUAAUAAACUGUCAUUUGACAAGAAUA
Molecule: messenger RNA, 2547 nt
Organism: Centropristis striata (black sea bass)
Lineage: Eukaryota; Metazoa; Chordata; Actinopteri; Perciformes; Serranidae
Gene: slc16a1a
Product: solute carrier family 16 member 1a
Exons: 5
Coding region: 322-1692 (456 amino acids)
Biological process (GO): monocarboxylic acid transport; transmembrane transport
Cellular component (GO): membrane
Molecular function (GO): monocarboxylic acid transmembrane transporter activity
Source: RefSeq, a predicted model, not a curated record